Messenger RNA from Rhopalosiphum padi (bird cherry-oat aphid), 773 nucleotides. RefSeq lists its product as uncharacterized. The transcript has 2 exons. The coding region runs from base 311 to 613 and encodes 100 amino acids. The record is from RefSeq and is a predicted model, not a curated record. NCBI's taxonomy places the organism in Eukaryota, Metazoa, Arthropoda, Insecta, Hemiptera, Aphididae.
CUUUGCCACUACCACUCACCACGUGGAUCGGUUGCCAGACAGUCGAGCGUCGUCGGUGCCGUUUCUACUGCCACCACCACUCUCGAUCCACUGAGACCAUUCGUUGAUCGUCCAAGUCGUGCCUCGUCUAUCACACGGGUUAAGCCCGCCACACACCACCACCUGUAUUAUAUCCGCGACCGUAUAACACACGCGCACAAGAAUUCGUAAAAUAUUAUAUAUCCAUUAAUAAGACUCGAGAGUACUGAACGGACUGCAAACGGACUUCAGAGUCCGAUCGUCCGCGACCGCUGCAGAUCGCGCGGAGGACAUGGACAGGGCAAGAGAACCGGAAAAGACGUCCGGGUCCGUCGCUAACCGUGUGGUUGACGAAUAUGGACCGUUGGCUGUGGACAAGAGCGGUACAUCUGACCGCGGGCCGUCCGCGAACGCCGCAGACAGGACGAUGGAAAAACGAGGGACCACCGGAGACGGCGGACCGGAAGUGAACGACGAGAACGGAAACGAUUCGGACAUGCCGCGCGACGAGUUGGACGACUCAGUGGUUAGCGAAGGGCGGAGCAAGAUAUUCCGGCUGGAAGGUGCGGUUUAUUCCAUCGGUUCAGGUUGGUGAACACUUUUGUAUUAAACAAUAAUUUCAGCAACAUCCACCCAUAUACUAUGACAAAAAAAAAACUGCUAAUAGUAAGUAGCUUGAUUAUUCAACAGACUCAUUGUAAAUUAAUGAUUUCCAUUAUGGUAAUACGCAAUAUCACAUCACACGUUCGACUGAC